Sesamum indicum (sesame) is the source of this 2278-nucleotide messenger RNA. RefSeq names its product protein PHYTOCHROME KINASE SUBSTRATE 4. Lineage: Eukaryota; Viridiplantae; Streptophyta; Magnoliopsida; Lamiales; Pedaliaceae. The record is from RefSeq and is a predicted model, not a curated record. Gene Ontology annotation, biological process: phototropism.
CAAAACAAAAACAAAAACAAAAUCAAAAUAAUUAAAAAGAAAGAAGGAAAAGGAAAAAUAGAAAUUGGGAAGUACGUGUACAGAUUGUGCCAAGUAUUCUACUGUUGUAGAUUAUCUCAUCUGGCAAGAUUUUCACAUAAUUGAGGCUGUCUACUUAUAGGCAGAGAUGAGGAAUUUUCAGAAGCAUUUCAGGUUCUUUCUUCAGGUUUAACUGCCCACCUCUGAUCAUCAGCCACACCUGUAGUGUGUGUCCCAUAGUAUUCACCUGUAAGAGAAGUGUGUGUGUGUUUGUGGUGUGACUGUGUGAUAUGGAUCCACCACCAACCAUAGUCAAAACCUUCAAGUACAAUUCCUCCCAGCAGCCCAUGUUCAGUGUCUUGGAACCCCCACUUCAUUACAGAUCAUCUUUGAAUUCGACCACCUUUGAAGAUAUAUCUUUCUCCUCCUACCUCAAAUCCAGCGAUCCCUGUCAGAAAGAGAAUGAUUGCCCGGUUAAUGAUGACACAGAGAUAAGCAUUUUUGAUGCCCAGAAGUACUUCAGCGAAAACAGUGAUCCCAAAGACAUGAUGUUCAAGACACAGCAGCAACAGCAGGAUCCUUCGUCCCAAGAUCUGAGGUUGUCGUCGGUUUCGUCUGUUGAUGGAUUCGGGAGGAAUUACAGGACGAGAUCGUUCAGGGCCACGCCAACAGCCUCGUCUGAGGCGAGCUGGAACAGCCAGACAGGCCUGUUGGCGAAUCCUCCGGGCUCGAUUGGAGUUUCCCUCAGGAAUUUUCCGUCUGGUGAGGGUAAGAAAAGAAGCUCUAUGGCUAAGAAAUGGAUUUUCGGGCGGAAAUGUUGCUGCACUGGCAAGGAAUCUGUUCAGGUUAAGGAAGUAACCUCAGACUCGGAACACGGGGGACCAGGAAUCAGGGAUGAGAAUAACAACAAUGGUAAAGCCAACUAUUUGUGCUCAAAAAGGGAUUCUCACAAGGCAAAAACAGUACAACCUAGUAUGUCCCAGAGAAGUUCGAUCGCAAAUGAUGUCGUGGAAAUCCACCAACACAAAGUUAUGGCUCCAACCCCUGUACGGCUGUCGCUGGAGAAUGCCAACAGUUUUCCGCCAGCUGGUACGCCGCGGCAGCAGCGCGUGUCAUCUUUGGGGCGGCCGUUUCCCGACGGGACAGGGGGUUUUUCGUUUCCGAUAUUAAGCCCGUCGAGUCAGGCCACCAACAAGACUGCCCUGAAAGGAAUCGUGACAAAAGCAGUGAUUGUUAAUCCUAUCGAAGAUCCACCUCGUGAAUCGUUGGAAGUUUUCCAGCCAAUACAGGAGCCGCCACCGGUCACGUGUAUUGAAAACACUGUCGGUGUUCGGCCACAAUUUAGUCCUGGAAGUCCAAUUGCGCGUGCGACAAAUACAGACGACGAUCUGGGCAGCGAUGCUAGCUCAGACCUAUUUGAGAUCGAAAGUUUCUCGACUCAAACUACUUCGUAUCCGAUGUAUCGGAGGAGGGAUUCUUUGGAUGAAGCCCCUACGUUCAAUGCAAGAAGAUUUGCGUCCGCCAAUGGCAUCAAUUUUAACAGUAACAACAGUAUUCAAUACGGUAGAAGAAGCCUGGACGAGCCCCCAACGCCGAGCGUGGCGGCGACAGAGUGUUAUGCUCCUAGCGAAGUUAGCAUUGACUGGAGCGUGACUACCGCCGAGGGAUUCGACAGGGCGAGCGUCUCCAACUUCUCCGUCUCCGCCUCGGAAGUGGGGAAUACAGCGACAUUCUUGAGGCAGCGGCAGGAGGAAGCCCGCGGAGGGGAGGGGGGCGAUGGAGGGAAGAGAAAGGGGAAUGGAGGGCUGCUGCUGAUGAGCUGUCGGCAGGAGAAAGCGGUGAGCGUGGGUCCACAGCCGGUAAAGUGCGCGGCGCCGGCGGCGGAAGGCCCACCGGUUUUGCAACUUCAUGUGGGUGGUAGGCCACCACGGGCUAAUAAGCCGCCGAUGGGGAGCUCUCAUUCUGCACGCCUGUCACUUGCUUUUGCGGCAUGAGAACUUGGGAUGUUUCAUGGGCUGUUUUGUCUGAAUUUGCAUUGCAGCACUUGUCCAGUCUGGCGAUGCAGUAUUUCUUCGAUAUUGGUUGUCUCCUUUUGUAAUCUUGAUAUGUGCUACUUCAUUUUCAUGGGAAAUUUGUGGGUGCAGUGUGUAAGAAUUGUACGAAUACGUAGUUCUCUUAAGAUUUGUGUUUCUGUUUUAAGUAUCUUAGGACAAAAUCCCAACUUUCUUUCUCCUCUCUUUCAAGAAUGAAGACUUCUUCA